Messenger RNA from Rhinocladiella mackenziei CBS 650.93, 1719 nucleotides. RefSeq lists its product as uncharacterized. Lineage: Eukaryota; Fungi; Ascomycota; Eurotiomycetes; Chaetothyriales; Herpotrichiellaceae. The record is from RefSeq and is a predicted model, not a curated record. Gene Ontology annotation, molecular function: amino acid transmembrane transporter activity. Gene Ontology annotation, biological process: amino acid transmembrane transport. The coding region runs from base 1 to 1719 and encodes 572 amino acids. The transcript has a single exon.
AUGGCUGACAUACCCAAUUCCACCGAAGAUCAACAAGCAGCACGCGUGAUAUCGAGACACCUACCGUCGGGAUAUACGGCCGGUCUAGAUGGGGAGACCGACGGACAAGAUGCCCCCGGUGAAUCGGCGGAGCCCGAAGCAGAAUCAUCUCUAAAACUCCACGGGGGAGACAUACACCGGGACCUGUACAAAAUUCACCGGCGAGGAAAACUACAACAACGUGCCGCCACAUUCUCUCACCCCAACGAGCCGUCCCCUGCGUUUGCCAACAAUCUAUCGGUAGCUGAGCAAUUGGCUCCUGGAGGAUUUCGGCGAGAAUUUGUUCAAAAGAAACACGGCCGUUUCAACCCGGCGGUUAUCCCCAUAACCAAGAACUUUGUCGAAUUUCUUUCUCUCUAUGGAAGCUUUGCGGGAGAAGACCUUCAGGAUUCAGAAGAUGAAUCGGCACUGGAGGAUCUCGAAGAUGAGGAAGGCCGCCCCGCCACGGAAACCAGGCCGCUUCUGGGCCCAGGGCGGUCGAGAGCCGGCGUGAAAAAGGGAGAUGCGAGCAUGAGCAAAACCUUCUUCACCCUGCUCAAGGCUUUCAUUGGAACGGGUAUCAUGUUCUUACCCAAGGCAUUCAACAAUGGCGGCAUCUUGUUCUCCUCGAUCACGCUGCUGACGGUUUCCAUCGUCACCACGAUCGCAUUCCACCUUCUGUUGCAGUGUCGGCAAGCGCAUGGGAAGAACGGUUAUGGCGAACUUGGUGAAGCCAUUGGUGGUUGGCGAAUGAGAGCGAUCAUUCUCGGAUCGGUCACCAUCUCACAGCUGGGAUUUGUGUGUGCGGGUACCGUCUUCGUGGCUCAAAACCUGUACUCGGCUCUGGACGCCGUCAGUCAAGGCGGGAAUCCCUUGUCCGCCAACAUUUUGAUUGCAUUGCAGUUGGUGGUCCUGAUUCCACUCGCUUUCAUCCGAAAUAUCUCCAAACUGGGUCCGGCGGCAUUGGUAGCCGAUAUCUUCAUUCUCCUGGGAAUCAGCUACAUCUUCUACUACGACAUUGCCAGUCUGGCCCACCAUGGGAUUGAUGACACGGUUCAAUUGUUCAAUCCUCAGCAGUAUACCCUGACGAUCGGGGCCGCCAUCUUCACCUUUGAGGGUAUCGGUCUCAUCCUCCCGAUUCAAUCAUCCAUGAAACACCCGGAGAAAUUCGAACCGCUUCUCUGGGUCAUCAUGCUCAUCAUCACCAUCAUCUUCACGUCGGUGGGGGUCCUGUGUUACGCCACCUUCGGCGCCGCCACCAAGAUCGAAGUCAUAUCCAACUUCCCUCAAGACAAUAAAUUCGUCAAUGCCGUGCAGUUUCUGUAUGCCCUGGCCGUAAUGGCUGGUACGCCCGUGCAACUCUUCCCCGCGCUGCGGAUCCUAGAGGGGAAAAUCUUCGGUCGUCGCUCCGGCAAAAUCAACACUUUCACCAAAUGGAAGAAGAACGGAUUUCGAACCGUUCUUAUGGCUCUGUGUGCCUUGGUCUCCAUCUUGGGCGCCAGCAACCUGGACCGAUUCGUGGCAUUGAUCGGAUCAUUCGCUUGCGUGCCCCUGGUGUACAUUUAUCCCCCCUGGCUGCAUUACAAAGGCGUCGCGCGAUCCAAAUGGGCCAAGGGAGGCGAUAUGGCAUUGAUGAUAUUGGGAAUAGUGUGCAUGGUCUACACGACCUGCAUCACUCUUGUCACCAGCUUUAUCCAGUGA